GGAUACCGGUGUUGGACAUCGCACCCACAGAUCUACCUGCGGAAGACACUGGCAUAGGCGACGCCGUCAUCAGAUCUACGGAGCACCGGUUGGGGACUACCUGCAAAGCUUCCGACGGAGUCACUCCAGUUUCCCUCAACAUGAUCGAACCAGAAGGUCAGAAAGUCCAAGGUCUGCAGUUCGCGGCAACGGGUACACGCGUCCUUCAGGCACACAGGGGGACACCUGCUAUUAAAAAAGAGCUGUGCCUUUACCCGCUGGCUGUAUUUAUUGUUCUAUUCACAACGGCGUUCUUCGUCUUACUUCUGAAGAGGUUCUACCUCGGGGAUGGUUUCAAACUAGAGAGGACGAUGCUACCCGAGAUGUGCAGGGCCAUAAACUGUGUUCAGGAGGCGAACUACUUGAGUAAACUGCUUUCCUUAGCUCUGGAUCCUUGCGACAACUUUUACAGGUUCGUCUGUGACCGUUCGACGAGGGAAUAUUCGAUCUUAAGAGAUGUUCAUGAGGGGCCUACCGAUCGUUACGUCGGGAAACUCGAAGCAAUGAUGUACCCUCUGCUCACGAGCGGGAAUCAAACCGAUGUUGCUCCAGUGCUACGUAGUCUCUUUAACCAAUGCAGCAAUGAGAAAAAAGUAGUCGAGGACGGCUGGAAACCGGUGCUUGAGCUCAUGUCCCGAGUAUCGCUUCAGGGGUUCCCACUCACGUCACCCAUCGAAGACGUGUCAGUCUGGAAAGUGGCGGCGAAACUACUUCGAAAGACUGGAACGGCAGCGUUUUUGAGCGUCAGCGUCACUUCCCAUCCAUCGACCAGAAAAGACAUCGCUUCUCUAGACCUGCCCGAAGCUCUAUCCAUGAUUUCCGGUGUGGAAAUGAGCGAAAUUAUCCGAAUCUACACAAAAUCAGUCUUCUACGCCGUCAGCGUGCUCGCUGAAAAACAGGUUCCAUCCGUCCACAUGCUUAAUGUCGUCAGAUUCGCGAGUGAAUUAGAGAAGCUUUACCAGAACCACAGCAUUAACCGCACUUCCCAGCUAAAGAAGUUUGACCCCGAGUCUCCUCUUCACUACUUCCUGUCUGAAGUGUUUGCGAAUGUACCAGGCAUUGUCUACGCUUCCGGAGGGAACUCUGAAGUGAUCAUCAACGCUCCCGAGUUUUGCUCCGAGUUGCAGCGGUUAGUAGACAGCACCGAACCUCACAUCGUCAUGAACUUUCUUGGCGUGAGACUGCUAAUUCAUAUAGCACCGUUUUUGCCAUGGCCUGAUCUGCACGAUGUCUUCAGCAGCCUCGUUUAUCAGAAGUCUCGGUUCGGAGUUGAACGGUGGAGGUUUUGCCUCCGCGCCGUGGAACAGGCCUUGCCUUCUCUGUUCCUACAGUUUUCGCUGCUCGCCAUCGGCAACCGCAGACUGAUAGCUAUGUCUACGAAGCUUGUCACCGCUAUCAAACGAGAGUUUCUGAGCAACAUACAUAGCACGACUCACCUCAACAAUGCUUCAAAGACCGUCAUUCAAGUCCUGAUCUCCACCACGACGUUCAAAAUUAUGGGGGCCUCCUGGAUAUAUAACAAGAAUCUUGAUAUGCAGAUUGAUGAUCCUGCAUUGUAUAAGAUAAACAGCGCCCUUCACUCUUACGUCAGUGUUCAAGAAAUGGCCUUCAUGACAAAAAUUGCCCGUGGGUCUUCAAAUAGAUGGCCUCUGUCGGCAUUCAGCACCGACUGCUGGUACGAGAGCGGCUCCAGAACCAUCUACGUUCCGAUGCUCAUCUUUAGCGUGUCCCUCAGAGGCAGCGACACUUCUCAGAUUGCUCAAGCCGGGAUAUGGAUUGGUCGCUGCAUUUUUUACAUGCUGCUAUACGUAGCCAACUCUAAAAAUAUUUCCGGACAGUGGCUGAGCGACGAGGCGAGGUAUGUUCAAAUAGCCAGUCGGCUCCUAUGCCCUUGUAGAUGUUCAAUUUUCGUGAGCUGUGACUGGUAGAAUAGAGCCACAAUAUUAGUGGCAAUGUUGUUCUUAAGGGUGCUAUUUUUAUCUGUCGAUCAGAGUGACAUCCAUGCGUGUUAGGUCUCGCGUUUGUUGAGACAAAUGGCGUGAUAGGAAUUAAUGUUUAA
This is a messenger RNA of Ixodes scapularis (black-legged tick), 2098 nucleotides long. RefSeq names its product neprilysin-21-like. The transcript has a single exon. The record is from RefSeq and is a predicted model, not a curated record. Bases 141 to 1967 code for a protein of 608 amino acids. Gene Ontology annotation, cellular component: plasma membrane. Gene Ontology annotation, biological process: protein processing. Lineage: Eukaryota; Metazoa; Arthropoda; Arachnida; Ixodida; Ixodidae. Gene Ontology annotation, molecular function: metalloendopeptidase activity.